Sardina pilchardus (European sardine) is the source of this 4211-nucleotide messenger RNA. RefSeq names its product FES proto-oncogene, tyrosine kinase (gene fes). Lineage: Eukaryota; Metazoa; Chordata; Actinopteri; Clupeiformes; Clupeidae. The transcript is spliced from 21 exons. Bases 214 to 2688 code for a protein of 824 amino acids. Gene Ontology annotation, biological process: regulation of mast cell degranulation; peptidyl-tyrosine phosphorylation; chemotaxis. The record is from RefSeq and is a predicted model, not a curated record. Gene Ontology annotation, molecular function: ATP binding; non-membrane spanning protein tyrosine kinase activity.
GCACCCUACUCCUGCGUCCUCUUGGCGGUGAUGCGCUGUCAGUGUUUUCCUUCCUUAUGGUGUAGCGUCCGUUAGAGUGCCUGUCUGCAUUCCAUCUAUAGUUAUGUCUAGUAGCGGACCACAGACGUUUUGAGAGCGGGUUUGCAGUAGGCUACACGAUUGUCAAGCAGCGUGAGCAGGUCUGCGUCCCCGGCGACAGGGCCUCUCGUCAGGAUGGGCUUCGGAGAGGAGCUGUGGUGCCCGCAGGCCCACGCCUCCCUCAUGCGUCUGCAGGACUCCGAGCUGCGGCUCAUGGAGCUCGUCAAGAAGUGGAUGACCCAGAGGGCCAAGAGUGACCGCGAGUUCUCCACCCAGCUGCACCAGAUGGCCGUCAUGGUGGAGAAGCUGGAGGGCACUCAGCCCGGUGGUGGCCUGGACUACAUCAGUCAUCUGAAUAAGUCGUGGAACGUGUUAGUGAGCCAGACAGAGAGCCUGAGUCGCAUCAUGAAGAAGCGCUCGGAGGAUCUGUCCGUGGGACCCCUCAGCAAGCUCACUCUGCUGAUACGGGACAAGCAGCAGCUGCGCAAGUCCUACAGUGAGCAGUGGGUGCAGCUGAACCAGGACCUGUGCAAGGUGACUCAGACCGAGCCCGAGAAGUUAAGAGGCAGCUAUAAGCAAUUGGUCAGGGAGGCUGCACAGGCCAAGAAAAAGUACCAGGAGGCCAGCAAAGACCGUGAUCGUGACCGGGCGCGGGAGCGCUACGUGAAGGCCACGCUGAAGCUGCACGAGCUGCACAACGACUACGUGCUGGCCGUGCGGGCGGCCCAGGUGCACCACCAGCAGCACUACAGCCAGAGCCAGCCCGCCCUCCUCACCGCCCUGCAGACGCUGCAGGAGGAGAUGGUCCUCGUGCUGAAGGAGAUUCUGCAGGAGUACUUUGACCUGACCACCCUGCUCCAUGAGGAGGUGGUGUUGGUGCACACAGAGAUGACGAGCGCCCUGAACGCCAUCAGCCCCGAGAGGGAGUACGACAGCUUCAUCCAGCAGAACAGGUCAGUAGCGGAAGUGCCGGCGUGUGUGGAGUUUGACUGCAGUGUUCUGGAGGAUGCGGAGAAGCUUCAGGCUGAGGAGCUGGUGCUCAACGAGCUCACUCUAGAAGGGCUUCAGCACAGGCUGACCACGGUGGAGGACGAGCUGCUGACCUUGACGACCACGCUGGGGAACCAGCAGGCCACUGUCACCCAGCUGGAGCUGGACCUGCAGUCCGAGCAGGAGGGCCCGGUACUCAGUGGACAAAGGAUAUAUCAGUACAGCAAGCGCAACGCUCUGGAGGACAGCCGUCAGCAGGUGCUGGUGUCCAUGGUGGCGCGGGCGCGGCUGGAGGCCCAGAGGCUGCUGCUGGCCGAGGCGCUCCAGAGGCUGGGCUCCCGCGAGCCGCCGCGCGUCCACCUGGACGAGGACGACCGCCGCUCCAUCACCUCCACCACCUCCAGCGGUGGAGAGAGGGAGUUCCGGCUGCCCAACUUGGAUUCUGUCAUGUCUCAUCUCGGCGCCCUCUUCAAGCCCAAGUACACGGUGCCCCCAGCGCUGACCCCAGUGGCUGAGGUGGACAUGCCUCUGACUCAGCAGGGCUGGUACCAUGGGGCAAUCCCUCGCCCAGAGGUCCAGGAGCUGCUCAAGAGCGAUGGAGACUUCCUGGUGCGGGAAAGUCAGGGUAAACAAGAGUAUGUGCUCUCAGUACACUGGGGAGGACAGUGUCGGCAUUUCCUGAUCCAGAGCGCAGAUAACAUGUUCCGUCUGGAUGGUGCCAGCUUCCGCAGUGUCCCUCUGUUGGUGAACCACCUCCGAAGCUCCAAUCAGAGUGUCACCAAAAGGUGUGACAUCAUACUCAAAAGACCCAUACUCAAGGACAAAUGGGUUCUGGAGCAUGAUGAUGUCAUCUUGGGUCAGAGCAUUGGGCGGGGCAACUUUGGUGAGGUGUUUAGUGGUCGCUUGCGCUCUGAUAACACUCCGGUGGCUGUUAAGUCCUGCAGGGACAACCUGGCGCCAGAUCUGAAGAACAAGUUUCUAAUGGAGGCCAGGAUUUUGAAACAGUAUGACCACCCCAACAUUGUGAAGCUGAUUGGUGUGUGCACACAGCAACAACCUAUCUACAUCAUCAUGGAACUGGUGCAAGGGGGAGACUUCCUGUCCUUCCUGCGCUCUGAGGGACAUAACCUGAGAUCGCACAUGCUCCUCCGCAUGGCAGAAAACGUGGCUGCAGGCAUGGAGUACCUGGCCAGCAAGAAGUGCAUCCACCGUGACCUGGCGGCACGGAACUGCCUGGUAGGGGAGCAGAGCGUGGUGAAGAUCAGUGACUUCGGCAUGUCGCGUGAGGAGGAGGACGGUGUUUACUCCGCCGCUGGCGGCAUGAAGCAGAUCCCAGUCAAGUGGACGGCGCCCGAGGCCCUUAACUAUGGGCGCUACACCUCCGAGACGGACAUGUGGAGUUUCGGCGUGUUGCUAUGGGAGACGUUCAGCCGGGGCAUCACUCCGUACAGCAACAUGUCCAACCAGCAAACACGCGACGAGGUGGAGAGAGGCUACCGGUUGCCAGCACCUAGUAACUGCCCAGCUGAGGUGUAUGCGCUGAUGUCACAGUGCUGGCAGUAUGACCCCAGGAGACGGCCCACCUUUUCCAAAAUAAGGAUGGAGUUAAGUCACUUGUGACAUUAGUCUCUGUGGAUGAAGCUAAAUGAUCUGAUGGGGCUUUGGAGGAAGGAGACAGCAGCACUGAUCAAUAAUAAUGAUCUCCUACACAUGCACAUGGGACUACCACAGACAUGAACACAAUCAGACAGCGGUCCAAGUUGAAGCUCUGAGCUCCUUUUCUCCGGGGCUUGGUAUGUUGCACUGCCAGGUCCCUGUGCUUGAUGCCCGCCGGGGCUGCCUGAAGUGCUCUGAGGUGCUCGGUGCCUAGAUGGGUUGGCAAGAGUGUCUGUUUUCCUUUUUACUGUUUGUGUCUGCGAUGCCAUGCUUGGGCGUGCCUCUUUAUACUGGCUGGGUUUCACUUGAACAGGUGCCACUCAGGUGUGCAGCCUCCUCAUACCUCAGCUGGAUCCCCUAGGGUCACCUGUGUGUGAGACACCUGUGUGUGUGUGUGUGUUUCACCUGUAAUCUCUCUGAGCUCUGAGGUUAAUGAAGCCAGCCUUUUGUUCAUGCAGUCAUACUUUUUGAAUGCAGUGAUGCGGCAACAAAAUGCGGGAGAUAUUUUUUCAGUUAUUCAUUUCAAAAGACGGGACAUCUGUCUCUGGUGCUCUGGCUGUACGUCCAGUUCGAUUCAUACUGAUGCCAGUACAAAGCCUUUAUUUAUGCCGUUGUUACAUGGCAACUGGCUUCCUAUGUUAACUGGCUUCCUUUAUGACGUUCCACGAUUGAUGACGUGUCUUCGACAGAUGUGGCACAUUGACUUGUCAACUUUCUGAUAUAAACUGGAGACGAACAAAUACAAAUGUGCAUAACAUCUUUAAAUGUCAAAAUUGGUUGUAGUAGGCUACGUGCACUGGAUCAUGAAUAUGCCAUCAAAAAAUGAAGAGCGUCAUGGGAAGCCAGUUGCCAUGUAACACCGUAACAUAUGUCAGUUGUGCACAGGUUUUGGAAAUCCUGAACGUCAAAAAAACAGUGAUUUGCAUGUGUCCAGCAUUCUAACUACCAUUAAUAGUGCUAUAGCGCGGUAGAGAUUGUCAUUAGAUUUAGUCAUUAAAUUAUAAAUAUUAAUUCCCCUCAAUGUUAUUCUGUUGGAGAUUGUAGAAUGUAUUUGUGCUUGAUUGAAUGUUUAAAAUGUUUUGCAACAGAUCUUAUCUUUAUUCUUUAUUCUAUAUUCUUCAAUAUUUUGACCAGGGCACAGGUCCUUUCUAAUUUCAACUUGAUUUCAGCAUUCUCUUAUGAUUUGUCUUCUUGUGAGAAUAUGCUUUACGUGUGUUGUUUCUGUGAAUGGGUUUGUCUGUGUAUUUGUUUGGAUGGCAUUACUUUUUGUAAAACAUCUAAUUAUUAUUUUCCAAGCAGCUUGUACUGUAUCUCUAGAUGCAAACAUGAAAGAUUUGCAUGUGAAAUAUACUCUUUGAUUCAGGGAAUAUAUGCUGUACUCUCAGACAAUAGCAAAUGUACAAAUUCUUAUUGUAAAAAGUUUUUUUUAAUAUUAUAAUAUUGAUGUUAUAUACAUAUUUAAAUCUCAGCUGCUUUAAAGUUGUUUU